CGCCAUGGACGUCCCUCCAUUCUCCGCCCUGCCACUCAACCGCACGCACCCUCCACACUCUGCCUGGGACGUCUGGGGAAAAGAGGAUCAGCUGGGGACGCUUAAUCACCUGACACCCCAAGUGGUGGUCCAGGCCAAGGAUGAGAUCCGAUCUGGGGUGCGGAUAGGGCUGAAUUGGCCCUUGAAUGAGAUGCGCACGCCGCCUGUUUUUCGAAAGCCAUUGGAGCAUAAGAUCAACACUAUUGAGGGAGGGCUUAUGCAUGACGACACACUGUGCUUCAACACACAAACAAGCUCCCAAUGGGACGGUUUCCGACACUGCGGGUACGAAGACGUUUUUUUUUUCAAGCAGAAGACGGCAUACGAGAUACAGCAGAAUAAAACAGAUAGAAUCGGGGUUCAUGCAUGGUGCAAACAGGGAAUCGUCGGCCGAGGCGUCCUCGUCGACUUUGCAUCGUUCGCUGCAAGCGAGAAUCUGCCAUUCGAUGCGCUGGGCCGGAGUGAGAUUUCGCUACAGAUGAUAAAACAUAUCCUGCAGCGGAACGGGACGGUGAUACGGCCUGGGGAUAUCCUUGUUAUACGCACGGGUUUUCUGCAGGCAUACACAUCCGCAACCGAAACCAGGAGACAGGAAGUAGUCUCCGCAGACCCACUACAGUACCCCGGCGUCGAGAACGCACAGGACCUCGCAGAAUGGCUCUGGAACUCUCGCAUCGCGGCCGUCUGCUGCGACGCUCCGGGGUUCGAGGCUAUGCCCCCGCACGACUUCUUCCUGCACCCGAUCCUCCUUGCGGGCUUCGGGAUGCCGAUUGGGGAACUCUUUGACCUGGAGGGACUGGCGGAGCACUGUGCGGCGUCGAAGCGGUGGACGUUUUUCUUCACGAGCGAGCCGCUGAAUGUACGAGGCGGGGUGGCGAGUCCGCCGAAUGCGCUGGCUAUUUUCUAAUCUGGUGUUUUGGUAAGACUUGCUAGAUACAUUUAGACCGACUUAAGAGGUUGGAUGGGAUGGGAUGGGAUGGACUAGGGCGGACGAAAAGAGGACACAAUGAUGAAAGAUGCGAUUAUUACAAUGCCAUAACAAGUAAAUGAACAAAACGAAAGUCUUUAAACAAGCCCCCAGUAAUGAACGAGGAGAACAGACAGUCCUCGUCCUCAAAAAAAAAAAAAUCACUCCUUCUUGCCAUCGCUCUUCUUGACAUCCGUCUUCUUCGGCACCCUCACGUACCAAUACAACCCACACGCCGCAACGAUAUUAAACACAAUAUACACCCACAUCAGCCCCCAAUUCCUCCAAACAUCCCCAUAGCUCGCCGACACCGUCGCGAGGUACGUAUUCGUGUCGCGGAUCGGACAAAACAAGCAGUCCGCCGUCGCCGCCUCAUUCAACACAUACCCGCCGUUCGCCGCGCGGUACGGCUCCAUGUACUCGCCACAGGUCCCAUUGACGGGGUCAAAGUGCAGAUACUCGUUGUCCGCGCAGGUGACGAGGGUAUUCGCCAGGCCGACGGAGAGCAUGCCGCUGACAAGGUACGUGAAGGGGGAGACGCGGUACAUGAAGAUCCAGAAGCCCGGGAACUGGUCGGGGGUCGCGAGGACGCCGCAAAAGAGCAGGCAGAGGAUAAAGAGGAGGUUGCCGAGGUUGCCGGCGUUUUCGGCGUUGUCGAAGGCGGCGAUCAUGAAGUGCGCGAAGGUCGAGGUGAAGAGGAGGAAUGUCCAGAUGAAGAGCCACAUUUGCGCGCCGCGGAGGGUCACGGUGUCGGUUGGUUCGGCGUUGUGGUACAGACCCACGGGGUAGUACCAGCAGAGGAACAUGAUGAGGGACAUGAGCGAAUUCCAGGGCAGUUCGACGAUAAUGUUGGACAUCAUAAAGGCCUUCCAGGAGUAGGUCUUUGAUGGGCGUUCGCGGACUUCGUAGAGGUCGCGUUGGGCAACAAAGUGGGGCAUUAUCUGCUGCACGAUCUGGCCAAAGAUGGUGAGAAGCAUAAAGAUUGAAAACAGUUGGUUCUGGGAGCCCUGGAUCGAGUUGGGGGAGCGGAAGAGGGAGAAGCCCACAAACAGGGCCGAGGUGGCGCAGAGUACCGUCUUGGAGUAGAUGUACAUGGGCGAGCGCCAGAUCUGCUGGAAGACGCGCUUUUGGACCUCGCAGAACUGCUCGAGGAAGGGCACUGCAAACUCUCGAUAGUCGGCCUUGGCCUGGCGUUUGGCGCCGGUUUCGGUGCGCGUGAGGUCGACCAGCUGGGAGCGCUCCUGCUUGAGCUCUUCGAGAUGCUCCUGGACUGCUGCGUACUCUGGAGAUUUGCGCCAUGUGCUGAACCAGUCAAUGUCCGUGUGAGACCCGGGAGCUGCGCCGAUGACUUCGAGCAUCCACUCGGCGGGAUUGGCAUUCGGAGGGCAGGGGUGUCCGCCAUUGCGCACAAAGUAGUUGAUGAGCAGCUCCGAGUUCUGGCCAAUGUCCCCGAAAUACACGGUUUGGCCGCCAGAUUUCAAGAAGAGAAGACGGUCGAAGCGCUGGAAGAGCAUGGCAGAGGGUUGAUGAAUCGUGCACAAGAUUGCUUGGCCAUUCUUCUUCAACUUGUCAAGCAGAUCGAGAAUCGACCUGUUCAAUUAGUACUGUACAUUCAGAGAGAUUGAUUGAGUCUUACCAUGAUGUCUGCGAGUCAAGACCAGAUGUCGGCUCAUCCAAAAACAAGAGCAAAGCGGGCUUAGCAGCGAGCUCGACACCAAUGGUCAGGCGCUUCCGCUGCUCAACGUUGAGUCCUUCUCCUGGCACGCCAAUGACAGCAUCAGCAUACUCGGUCAUAUCCAGCAACUUGAUGACUUCAGUAGCAUAAUCGACCUUCUCCUGCCAUGGAACGUGAGCAGGCUGUCGCAGAAGAGCAGAAAAGGUCAGCGCUUCGCGGACUGUCGCCGUACUCAAGUGCAGAUCCUGCUGCUGCGCAUACCCUGUCUUUCGCUGAAACGACUCAUCACGGGGCUUGCCAUCGACCAGAACCUCUCCACUGAUGACUCCCAUGGUGGUGCGGGUGGCGAGGGCAUCAAGGAGGGUUGUUUUGCCUGCGCCAGACACGCCCAUGAGCGCGGUCAAUGUGCCUGGCUUGACCCAGCCGUCGACGUGGUCCAGGAUCCGGCGGCUCUCCUUGCCCAACUUGAUGUCAUAGCACACGUCCUUCCACUGGACGAUGGCGGACUGGCGUUCGAUGAUAGCAAUGUCGUCGGACUCGGUCUUUUCCGCUGCAACGCUGCGUUCACUGCCAUCCUCUUCGUCGUCCCGUGCCUUGCUCUUCAGAGCCUUGUGCCCGUGGCGGAACACCAGGAUCUCGCCCUUGGACCUCUGCUCAGUGAUAUAUUCCGUGGCAGCCAGAUAGACUAGCAUGAAGCCAAUCAUAAACACGAAGAUGAUACCGAUAUUCCGCCACUUGUGCGAGGCGACAUAGGCGUAAAGCGACUCGAUGUAAUUGUCACCGUUCACAAACGGCUGCCCGGGUAUCGAGCCAACAGUCGAACAAACGCGGUUUUCCGGUCCGACAUCAGAGAACCCAGGGCCGGACGGGACAUAGUUGACGCAGCGGAACUCACGAUUGUGAAACUCGUUGAUCAUGAGAGCCUCAAAGCCAAAGCUAAUCGGAUUCAGGUACCGGAUCCAGCUGGCCCAGCCAAGCAUGUAGUCUAUGGGGAUGGCGAACCCGGUGUACAUGCUGAGGCCCAGGAUGAUGAGCCCGGAGGCGGGCAGGGCUUGCACCAGUGUCCGUGUCAGGGAUGCAAUUGACCGGAAAAUCAUGGACAUGGUAAGGGUCAGAAUAAACGAGGUAAACAGGUAGAAGAAGAAAGGCCCGGGCUCUCUUCGCAAGUUGGUCAUAAAGUAAAGAAUGAGGUUGAAGCUUAUCGUGUUGAGAACUUUAUACGGCAUAUCCAUCAACAUCGAGGCAAAGGCUUCGGCAGAUGGAUGGUACAGAGCGUAUCGCGCGUGCUUUUCAACAAUGCCUCUCUGGGCAUAGAGAGUGAGCAUUUCCAGACCACAUCCAAGGGCAUUGACGAGAACAGCAAAGAAGAGCAGUGCACCCCGCUGGAAGAAGCUGUUGGUGUCGUCCCUGAGGUUGUAAAACAUGCUACCCAGGAUGAGUGCGACAACAGAAUUUCCAAAUAGGGAAGAGAUGGUGAUGCUGGGGUCCGCCUUUAACCGUUGGUAGCCACGCCACAGGCAGAGCAUGACCUGCUGAAAAUAGGAGAGAGUGUACGGCGACGUGACUCGCUGGAGCUUGGCCUGCUGAGCGCGUCGAGACUGUUUGAACGCUUCCAGCUGCUGGCCAUCGGCGUACCGAU
Messenger RNA from Aspergillus calidoustus, 4320 nucleotides. The record is from the annotation of a GenBank genome assembly. Lineage: Eukaryota; Fungi; Ascomycota; Eurotiomycetes; Eurotiales; Aspergillaceae.